Molecule: messenger RNA, 1156 nt
Organism: Setaria italica (foxtail millet)
Lineage: Eukaryota; Viridiplantae; Streptophyta; Magnoliopsida; Poales; Poaceae
Product: translation initiation factor IF-2
Exons: 1
Coding region: 86-766 (226 amino acids)
Source: RefSeq, a predicted model, not a curated record
CCCCAAUCUCCACAGCUCGAGCUGCCUCCCUGCUCUGCCCUGCCCGCGAGAUCCCCAACCUCCAGCCUCUCACGCGCCUCUUUUAAUGCGCGAAUCGCCCCCUACUUAUUGGGUUAGCGCCCUAAACUCACAAGCCCGUCAUCACGGACAGACAGCGCACACAAACGUACACCAACCUCGUCGAGCGAACGCAAGGCCGAUCGGAGCAACGAGACCCGCAGCCAUGGCCGCGGCCGCUCCCCGCCACGCUGAGCUCCUCCUCGCCCUGCUGCUGCUUGUCGGCCUUCUCUCCACGACAGCCCUCGCCGCGCGCGCCGGCGCAGGCGCCGUCGACGCGGAGCUCAUCACGUCGUCCAAGAAGCCCUCCUCCCCGGGCCCCAGGAAGCCCGCCGUGAAGCCGCCGCCCGUGGUGCCCAAGCCAAACCCCAACCCCGGCGCGGGCGCGGGAGGCGUCGGCGGCGCUAUCCCGACCAUCCCGGGCUUCGGCAACGGCAUCCCCGGGAUGGGCGGGUUCGGGAACGGCAUCCCCGGUAUGGCCGGCGGGUGGGGCGGCGGCUACGGCGGGCCGGCGGGCGGGUACGCGCGCGGCGGCGUGGUGGCGCCCACGGUCACCUGCACCGAGAAGGGGCCCUGCUACAGGAAGAAGGUCACCUGCCCCAAGAAGUGCUUCUCCUCCUACAGCGGCGCCGGCAAGGGGUAUGGAGGCGGCGGCGGCGGGGGCAGCUGCACCGUCGACUGCAAGGUCAAGUGCACGGCCUACUGUUGAUUGGCUCACCUCUAUCGCCGGUCACCACGCAGCAGUGAGCUUACUGGACAGCUGGCUGUUGGUGUGACCGCGCGCGUCGGUGAGUUAAGAGUACGAGACCACGAGUUGUUAUCGUUAACUGCAGUGUCAUAACAGUACUAGGCUUUGUGAUGUGAUGCAGGCUCCAUGCUUUGUUAGUAUGUUUGAGAUGCUCUGCUUAUGGUGUGUAAUCCUCUGCGUUAUGCUCUUACUUCUCAUAAAGUUUAUAGGCAAUGUCGGUGUCAAAUCCACUAUGAAUCAAUAAAGAGUUUUAUAGACAUAAAUGUGUGUCUUUUUUUACUUGUACCAUGUGGAGUGAACCAAGUUGUUGAAGAAUUCUUGCAAAUAAGAUUUUUUUAUCGUGGAUGACAA